ACACGGAUCAUGGAUUUGUGAUGAACUGUUUACAAUUUUGAAUUUACAAUCUUGUGCCCGCUUUAUAGGGUUGAAUUUAUGCGGUCAAUAUUUCAUUCAAAUGAAUCCUUUUGUAACUUAGCAAAACUCUGUUGAAAAGGAAACUAAUGCAAACAAUUUAUCUCGUUCCAUCGAGAGGGAUGCAAUUGUAGAAAAAGAAAUCACUGGAGUCCCAGCUUCUCAAUAUCAGCCAUUUAACGAAACGUGUGUCUCGUCUUUGGAGUACAAUUCAGUGAUCAUGAAAACUUGAAAUAACGGCAUUGACAUUACUUUAUCCUUAUGACAUAGAUGCAGCGUUGCAGAUAUGGACUAAGUUAGCUCUUUCCACAUUGAUUGUUAAUACCUACCGGUAGUUCAUUGUAAGAAGGGUUUUGAUAGCGUUAAAUUUUUUUGCUUCGUUUCUCAAGUGAGCUUAUCACCAAAUGUGUCUUUAGUCCCAAUAUUGAAUAAAUCUAUUCUGAAUAUGAACGAAAUUAUUGUUUGCUAGCAAUCUAGGUUUGCGAAGUAUAUGAAUUUUGUAUUUUUGAGAGAUUUUUCAAAAACAGUAACAAGUUUAAUAAUUCUGUUACAAGCUAUGAUUUUUUGCUUUCUCUAUAGACAACCCAACCCCUGUAUAAAAUAUUCCUCAACUUAAACUCCGUUUGAUAGGAUAGCCCCCACUGUUCUAAUGUACAAUUGAUCAUAAAAUAGUGCUUUUUAAAUGAUUACAGGUUUUGAAUUAGUAGCUUUAUAGGGUUAGGUUUUAUUAUUAAAUCAUUCUAUAUUUUAAACACAAGAAUGAACCCUUUGCCCGGCCUACAGAGGCCUAUCCGCAAAGCAACGGAAAAGAUUUUUACCCAAGGACAAAGAUGUUAUACAGAACAAGCUUUUAAAAAACAAACAACACAGAGGCAAAAACUAGUUACUGUCGCAACUGCUGCAGCUGUAUCAGGAAUCGGGAUUUAUGCUUAUCGAAAAACACAGACAAAUCCUAUGAUUUUACAUGCUGGGGUGGAAAAACAAGCGUCAACUCUGCAUGAUGAUCAUAUUCUUGUAAGGCCUGUUCAUAACAAAAAUGGUUUGUUGUUCAUGAACACUUUAGCGUUUUGUGAAGAACUACAGGUAGCUAAAGAUUCGGAUAGCGGCGAUCCUGAUAACCAAAUUGAAACUGAAGCGAAACGAAAAAGAGUUGGAUUUAAGGAUCGCAAAUUCAUCGAGUAUGAGAAUCGAAUCCGAGCUUAUUCAACGCCCGAUAAAAUCUUCAGAUAUUUUGCGACUUAUAAAGUUAUUCACGAAAACAAUGAUGUGGAAAUAUUUAUGACACCUGACGAUUUUUUGAGAUCAAUAACGCCGGGUGAAAAACAGCCAGAGAAUUUGGGAUUGGAUCAGUUCAAAGUAAUAAAGGCUGAAUCGCUUUCAAAGUUGAAGUUCAAAAGCUCCUUUGAAUUAUCAGACGACAGUAUAUUCCGGGCUCUGGGUGAAUGUGGACUCAUUAAUUUCAGUGAUUAUAUAUUUUUACUCACGGUUUUAGCAACUCCUGCUCGUAAUUUUGAGAUUGCUUUUCGAAUGUUUGAUUUGAACGGUGACGGUGAAGUUGAUGUCAAUGAAUUUCAACAAGUUACAAACAGUGCAAGAUCCCAAACCUCUAUGGGAAUGAGACACAGAGAUCAUAAAAAUACUGGAAAUGUUGUAAAAUCAUUUAAAGACUCAAAUUCAGCAAUAUCGUCGUAUUUUUUCGGAACUGAAUCUGAUCAAAAACAGAAAUUAACUGUCAAAAAAUUUAUCGAGUUUCAACUGAAAUUACAGGAAGACAUCUUACGACUGGAAUUCAAUAAAUUCAGCCCUAAUUCAGACGAUAAAAUAAGUGAAAAUGGAUUUGCUAAAUUAUUGUUGACGUAUUCUGGACUCAAUCCUAAGAAGAGAAAAGGAAUUUUGAAGAGAAUUCGUAAAGAAUUUGUGGAUGAUGAAGGAAUAUCAUUCAAAGAUAUGCAGUCGUUCUUCUUAUUUUUAAAACAUAUUCAAGACAUCGACAUUGCUUUUGACUACUACCAUGCUGUGGGUGCAGACAUUGAUAAGGCCACUAUGAAACAGAUUUUCAUUUCUGUUCGUAGUGUGUUUGGAGAGGUGGCGAGGACAGUUGCUGAGGAAGAAUUAUCGGAUCAUUUAGUUGAUGUUGUCUUUACGGUCUUUGAUGAGGACGGCAAUGGAACUCUCAGCAACAAAGAAUUCGUCGCUUUGAUGAAGCAAAGGUUAAAUCGAGGUUUAGAGAAACCUAAAGACACUGGACUAUGGAGGGUCCUUGAUGCAGCUUGGAAAUGCGCUAAAGAAACUUCUUGGAAGGCUCCGAAAGAUGAAUAAGAUUUUUAUUUUAGCGUUGUCAUGGCAGAGAUUUUUAUUCUAGCGUCGUUAUGGUAGUAAAUGUUCUCAAUUUGGCAUCAAUUGUUUGGAGGAUCAUUGUUUGGUAAAAAAAAUUAGUUUUACUUCAGCUACCGGACCAAUUGCAAAUAGAAUAUCCUUCUGCUUCUAAUUUUGGCCCCAGGUCAAUCAACUUUAGAAACCACUGUUCAAGAUACUUUAAUUCCUUGCUUCAAAGUCAAUAGUAUUCAAUUUAUGUUCCAUUGUUUAGUGGUGCAAAGCUGAGUUUAUACAUAGGGAUUCAUGGUAAAAUUGGUGAUACCGUAGUGUGUGUACCAGGUUAGGGUUGGGCCAUAAUUUUAUUUCGAUUUUCCUUAUUUUAUUAGUUUUAUUACGAGUUCAGGUUUACUUAGCCAAUUGAAUAUACCACCUGCCCAUAGGUUUUAGUCUCUUCAUACAACUUGAUGUGAAGUAGGCGAACGAAAUUGGUUACCUCCAUAUUCGUACACACACUUCUGGAGCGCCAAAUUUGUUAUUCACUUUAGGCUUUGCAUAACCGGGCUACAACCCUGGUUGGCAACCCUGAGAUCAUGCCAAUCAUGCUAAAAUUUAGAAUGCUUCCGAAAUUUUUUUAAAAUACAUGAGGAACUUACAAGUGUCAAAUAUUGCUGUAAAAAUUUUCUUCCAAAACUGAAGCCAAGUUAUGCUUUGUAUGUUGCUGGAAGUCUUGUCCUAUUCAAUUUUUUUUUUAUUUGAAAAUUAUAUUUCAGACUGAUCGCAUUAAACCAAGGAAUGUCCCAAAUGUAUAGCAUAUAUUUAUUAUUCAUCAUUAUGAUACACGGAUUUUUACAAAAUUUCCAAUUUUUUUUCCCCAAAUAAUCUACUUUAUAAAGACAGAAGACGAUAUUCAAGCUGAAUGAAUAUCGGGAAUCGAUUUUGCUAUUAUUUUAUCGAUGCAUGAUUUUACUGACCUGCGGAUGUGUUUGAUUCACCAAUCAGGAUAUUUGCUGUUACUUAAGCAGGUUAAAACCAGGUCUCUGAUAAGCAGGGCAGCAAUCGGCUGCUUAAAAAAAAAUCUAUUCUGACUCUUGGCUGUAUAAAAUUUUGACUAUUGUCUUCAGAUCCAAACUAUAAAAAAAUUAAAUUUUAAUGACAAGAAAUUUGCAAACCGUUUUUGUUAUAAUCGCUCAGUAGAGUUGAUGCUUUUCGAGUUCUUGUAGCAAAUUACUGCUUUUAUUAAAUGUCUAAAACAGGAAUUUUUGAACCCACCUGAGACACUACAUCCCUGCUAAUAAUCGUGGUAUACCGCUGGUAUAUGUACGCUUUCUUAUACCUGAUGUACUCGAGAACCUAUUGUAUAGGGUGUCCAUAAAGUCUAUUUACAAUAUCAAUUUUGUUAUGAAGUCAGUUUUCAAUAUAUUGUAACCAGGUUUGUUGUUUUUUAAUCAGUAAUUGUUUGAGUGUUUUUACUUCAUUUGAUACAUUUGUGAGGGCAAACAACAUAUGGUAUGGGUAAUUCCCCUUGCAAUUUUCAAAAAUUUUAAGACUUCAUGGACACCCUAUAUAACCCUAGCCCUAUUCAGAAUGAAUGCUUUUACCCCCUUACCUAUAUAUAUAUAUAUUAGAGGUAACCAUAGUUUUUAUUUAAAAUUUAUUCUUGAAAUCUGUAUUGUUGUCUCACUUUGUUUGUGUUUUAGAUUAAUCAUUUGCACGAUAUUUCAUUGUAUAUUCUGUACCAUGUUAUGAAAUAUAGUAUUGAAAUAUUAUGACAAUCGUUCGUUAGA
This is a messenger RNA of Styela clava, 4157 nucleotides long. RefSeq names its product calcium uptake protein 1, mitochondrial-like. Gene Ontology annotation, cellular component: uniplex complex. Gene Ontology annotation, molecular function: calcium ion binding. The record is from RefSeq and is a predicted model, not a curated record. NCBI's taxonomy places the organism in Eukaryota, Metazoa, Chordata, Ascidiacea, Stolidobranchia, Styelidae. Gene Ontology annotation, biological process: mitochondrial calcium ion homeostasis; calcium import into the mitochondrion.